AUGUUUGGGAUUCAAGAUGAAAACGUUAUAUGCAUUGUCAAGUUGAAGAUAAUCAACGAGACUAGUGAAAAGAGCAUCCAUCACGUCCAUAUCUACUUGCCAAAGGACAUCCUUGUCAUCCCUGUCAAGGAUGAGCUACGGUUAAAAGAGGAUGAGAGUGAACAGACAAAGCAAGAGCAAGAGAAGGAGAACAAAUCAGACACAAAUGAAUGGUUACGAGGACAAAUGUUCAGUGAACAUCCACGGAAAAGAAUCUCCAGAGAGAACACAAUCUGUAGGAAAGAAUCUCCAGAGAAAGAAAACAACAUUUCUCUCUUCUUUCCAGAUAUGCUUCUUGAGCACAGAAAAUUAAGGUUCAUGACAGCAACACUAAUUUGGGGCUGA
Molecule: messenger RNA, 384 nt
Organism: Dovyalis caffra
Lineage: Eukaryota; Viridiplantae; Streptophyta; Magnoliopsida; Malpighiales; Salicaceae
Source: the annotation of a GenBank genome assembly